AUGACCGUUCCACCUGAGUCCUGCUGCCGCUCGUCCAAAGAGGGUUGCGUUUGUGCCGCUCAAGCAAGGUGCUCUUGUGGCAAGGAACAGGCUCUUCAUUGCAGCUGCGACAAGGCAAAAACCGAAAACGACACCUCUGGCCCACGUUGUUCCUGCAGAAGCCGCCCGGCUGGCCAAUGUACGUGUGAGAGGGCCAUGUCCGAAAACCAUCCUGUUUCCGGUGAUUCAUGCCCUUGUGGGAAGAGGGGGGCGGAUUCAUGUACAUGCGAGAAAGCCGUUGACUCUGGAAACUUCCCCGAAGAGAUCGAUUUCACCCACAAGGUGUAG
Molecule: messenger RNA, 327 nt
Organism: Microsporum canis CBS 113480
Lineage: Eukaryota; Fungi; Ascomycota; Eurotiomycetes; Onygenales; Arthrodermataceae
Exons: 3
Coding region: 1-327 (108 amino acids)
Source: RefSeq, a predicted model, not a curated record